UUUCAGUUUUCAGCAACAACAGGCGCAGGGCAGAGUGUCGCAACCUGGGCGUUGCUUGCGAUUUCUUCAGUUUGCGAGCUCAUUUUCCACGGUUGCGACUCCCAUCUUUGACCACUACCUGCCCAAAGGUAGACAAGCUCAACAAUCAUAGGGCGGCAGCGGCGCUGACGGCCAGCCAGCAUCAUAUAGAUGGCCAAUCCGAAAGAAUUAGCGUGUCGGAGGCCCUGCUGCUCUUCUGCUGCGUGGUGCCGUGGAGUGAUGUUGACGUGUCCGACCAAAAACAGAACAUCUCGCCACAUUUUUUCCAACGGCAUUUUGGUGAGGAGGCACACGUCCCUCACACAGCUUAUUGAGCAGCAGCCAAGCACCCAAUACCCACGAAGCAGCACGGCGCCGGGAGAUGGUAUCAUAUAGACAGCCGAACCGAAGGAAUCAGCGCGUUGGAGGUCUUGGUGCUGCUGCUGUACUCGUUCUACUGUUUCCGAGUUUGCUAUGUGUGAUUGAAAAAAAUUCCCCGGCACCAACAG
This is a messenger RNA of Ectocarpus sp. CCAP 1310/34, 527 nucleotides long. The record is from the annotation of a GenBank genome assembly. NCBI's taxonomy places the organism in Eukaryota, Phaeophyceae, Ectocarpales, Ectocarpaceae.